GUGGCCGAGAUUAGAGCCAGCGCGGGCCUCACCGCGCCGCGAACGUAAGCCCACUUAAGACUGUUUUUAAUACUAGUAUUUUUUACGCGAUCCCGUCAGGAUUUACCGGAUAAGCGCCGUCGCCGCGAUCGUGCGCUUUGAUUUAUCGGUUUCGGAUUCGUAUUCGGUUUGUUUUCUGGUGUUUACGCUAGUGGUGACGGCGGGAUCCGGCCGCAGAUUAUGACGGAUCUCACCGGAUUGCACGCACUGUGGACAUAGACCGGAGCCGUACUAUUUAGCGCCAACGUGACCGCCAGAUUUAUCUUUUCUACACGUGGGGGCAUGUCGCGGCUGUAGACGCGACCGCAGCGCACACGCGCGUCUUCACCUCCCGUGGACAGAAAGCCUCAACAUUCACCUCCGCGUGUACAAGGAGGCGCUGGCGGCCGGAAUGGAGCCGCUAAGCGAGAACGGCCUCUGCCUGUCCGAGCUGGAGCUGCACGGAGGCCACCUGCACGAAUCGGUGGCGGCCUCCGUGGGCUCGGCCAUAUCCAGCCUGAUGGCGCCGCUGCACCACGAGCAGCCGCACGCGCCGCUCCACCACGCGCCGCCGCUGCACCAUGAGCCGCUCGAGAAGCUCAAAUUGUGGGCAGAAACGGGCGAGUUCCGGGACAGCGGGCACUCGUCCCUGGCGUCGGGCGGCUCCGGCGUCGAGCAGUCGCUGUACGCGCCGCCGCGCCCGCGCCGCGACCGCAAACAUACCGACGACAAUCGGGCGCUAAACUCGGAACCGACGAUCAAGACCGAGUCGACCACCCCAGGAGUGGGCCCUGACGAGCCUUCCAUGGACGACAAGGGGGACAAGAAGAACAAGCGGCAGCGGAGACAGCGCACGCACUUCACGAGCCAACAACUCCAGGAGUUAGAGGCGACGUUCGCUAGGAACCGGUACCCGGAUAUGUCUACCCGGGAAGAGAUCGCCAUGUGGACGAACCUCACUGAAGCGAGGGUUAGGGUUUGGUUCAAGAACAGAAGAGCGAAAUGGCGGAAACGCGAACGCAACGCGAUGAACGCAGCGGCAGCUGCGGCCGCGGACUUCAAGAACGGCUUCAGCACCCAGUUCAACGGGCUCAUGCAGCCCUUCCCCGAUACCGACCUGUAUUCGUCGUAUCCUUACAACAACUGGGCGGCGAAGGUGCCCAGCCCGCUAGGAACAAAGAGCUUUCCGUGGCCGGUGAACCCGCUCGGGUCGGUGGUGCCGGCGAGCCACCACCAGGGGUCGGUAAACUGUUUUAACACGGCGACGUCGAUGGGCGGCGUGGGCGGCGGUGGUAUGGCGGGCGUAGCGGGGUCGGCCGGCGUGGGCGGCGGUGUGGCUCCGUGCCCGUACACGGCGCCCCCCAACCCGUACAGCAUGUACCGCGCGGAGCCGUGCCCCGCCAUGUCGUCGUCGAUAGCGCAGCUGCGGCUGAAGGCGAAGCAGCACUCGUCUGGGUUCGGCGGCGGCUACGGCAGCGUGUCGCCGGUGUCGCGUGCGGGGUCGGCGCCGCUGUCGGCGUGCCAGUACGCGGGCGGCGUGGCGGACCGUGUGCUCUGA
Molecule: messenger RNA, 1576 nt
Organism: Pectinophora gossypiella (pink bollworm)
Lineage: Eukaryota; Metazoa; Arthropoda; Insecta; Lepidoptera; Gelechiidae
Gene: Ptx1
Product: pituitary homeobox homolog Ptx1
Exons: 5
Coding region: 431-1576 (381 amino acids)
Biological process (GO): anatomical structure morphogenesis; regulation of transcription by RNA polymerase II
Cellular component (GO): nucleus
Molecular function (GO): RNA polymerase II cis-regulatory region sequence-specific DNA binding; DNA-binding transcription factor activity, RNA polymerase II-specific
Source: RefSeq, a predicted model, not a curated record